AUGGUGGACGUGCCCAAUCUGUUCAGUCCAUUGUCUCCUGUGGGGGACCCAGUGUUGGACAGCACACUGUAUGGAGAGCUGAUCAUGAACAUGGAGGAGCUGGAGGACAUCUCCUGCUCCCUCAACGAUGACACCUUAAAUCUGCUGUACCUGCCUGACUGCCAAGGCACCAGCACCAGCCCUGAAAGCUCCAUUACUCUGGAUGUCCCGAGCCCAGCCUCUAGUCCAUCCUCUACAGUGUUUGAAGCGGUUCCAGGGCAGGAUGAAACCACCUCCAGCCCAUUAAAACUUGAGUGUCGUGUGUGUGCUGAUCGUGCCUCUGGCUUCCACUAUGGAGUGCACGCCUGUGAGGGGUGCAAGGGGUUCUUCAGGAGAACCAUACGCCUCAAGCUGGAGUAUGACAAGUGCGAGCGCAGCUGUAAGAUCCAGAAGAAGAACCGGAACAAGUGCCAAUACUGCCGCUUCCACAAGUGCCUCGCUGUGGGCAUGUCCCAUAAUGCUAUCCGUUUUGGGCGGAUGCCUCGCUCAGAGAAGCUGAAGCUGAAAGCAGAGCUGGUUGGUGAGAUGGAGGAAGGACAGACCCAGCUGGCUGAUCUGAAGACUCUAGCUAGGCAGCUCCAUGAGGCCUACCUCAGACACUUCCACUUGAGCAAGGCCAAAGCACGAAUCUUUCUUGCCGGAAAGACCAGCACACCUCCUUUUGUCAUCCAUGACCUGGACACUCUGCAGCAGGCACAGCAGAUCCUGGCCACUCACAUGCAGGGAGAUGAGAAGGAUGGGUUAGUGAGUGCUCUGCAAGAGCGAGAGACUGAGUCCCGUCUAUUUCGUUGCUGCCAGCACACUUCUGUGGAAACCGUCACCCAGCUGACCGAGUUUGCCAAGGCCGUGCCAGGCUUUGCUAACCUGGAUCUGAAUGACCAGGUGACAUUGUUGAAGUAUGGCGUGCAUGAGGCCUUCUUCACCCUGCUGGCCUCCUGCAUGAAUAAGGAUGGGCUGCUGGUGGCCCAUGGUAAAGGAUUCAUCACUCGUGAGUUCCUUAAGAGUCUCCGGAGGCCCUUCAGUGACUUGUUGGAGCCCAAGUUCCAAUUCGCCAUGUGCUUCAAUGCACUGCAGCUAGAUGACAGCGACCUGGCACUGUUCGUGGCCGCCAUCAUCUGCUGUGGAGACCGACCAGGACUGGCAAACGUGUCACACAUCGAGUUCAUUCAGGAAAGUAUCAUUCAUGCUCUGCAGCUCCAUCUGCAGGCCAACCACCCUGACAACACCUUCCUCUUCCCCAAGCUCCUGCAGAAACUGGCUGACCUUCGGCAGCUCGUAACGGAGCAUGCUCAGUUGGUCCAGGACAUUAAGAAGACACAGGACACUUCGCUUCAUCCAUUACUGCAGGAAAUCUACAAGGAUAUGUACUGAGAGCUGAACCAUGGGGUACUGAGGAUGUUACUAGUUGCUGGACAAGAGGUAGCCUCUUUUCUGGCUCCCUACAGCCUCAGGAGAACAGCAGCAAAGGGACUGAAAUAUUCCCAUGGCUUUCAGGCGAGCUUUAAUAAAUUGAAGGUCUGGUGCAUAUUGGAUCUUGAACUUGGAGUAUAUACUUGACCAUCAUAAUAGCUGUUCACUAAUCUUCAUGAACCCUAGACUGCAGUGCAGGCUGUCAGCCCUAUACAGCAGAUGAGCUUCACCUGUCGACCAUUACUUUUAUGAGUACAAUGCUGCCCACGCCAAGCUCCCUGCCAUCGAACUCUUUAAAUAAACUUAUUUUAUACUUUCUAAAAGCAGUUUGUGCAAUUCCCAAAAAGGAACUGUGGUAUUAAGAAGUCUAUUCUGUAAUUUUCAUGCCAUGGUAGAAUGCUGGAAUAUGGCUCACACACACAGCCAUCAAUGUUAGACCAAUACCUCAUCUUAAAUGGCAUAAAAUAGCAUGUACAAUUGGUAAAAAUGUGUAUACAUGUAUAUGCGCUGUAUAGCACUCCACUUCAUCAUGAUUCAUCAAAAGACGUUUUGAAGGUAUUUAUUUUUGAAAAUAUGACACUAGUGCCAUUAGAAAAAGUGUAUUAAUAUAUGGUCAAAUGUCUAUGUCUUUCUGGUUUUUUUCUCAUAGUAUGCCAUCUAAAUCAUAUAUAUUGCAUUCUGAACACAAUAUGCAGUCAUAUGCAAAAGGUUUGGUGCCCCUGUUGAUUUUGUUGAUAUAUGUUUUUUAAUAUAGUAUUUCUAUAUAUUAAUAUUAACAAAUAGAUGUAAAUUAUGCACUAAUAUUGGCAGAAAAAUACUAUAUUUAAGUUGCCUGUUGAGGAAGUACUAACUUACUGUCACUUAGAAAAUCAACAAAACAUAUUUUACCAGCAGUACCAAAACUUUGCACAUGACUGUAUUCACCAGUAGCAUUAUGGAGCUGCAUUAUGGAAUGCUACACAGACAUUAAAGAGAAGUAUAAUAUAUGAAUGGGGAAUAUUAUGUUGAUAUCAGGGAAUAUUGCCUUGUCUAGAUACUCAGGGAAAAUCAAGCUUCAGCUUUUAAAAUUGAUUACCCAUCCCAGCACUAGACUGCAGCAAGUACACCACACUGGCUCUUAUUUCAAUGGAAAUAUUUGUAAUGCUCUUCUCAAUGGGAAAAGAUAAAUAUUUUUAAUUGUUAGUGUGUAAAGGGACCUUGGUUAAACUAAUUAAUCUGGUUUAACUGGUUAAUAUUUAUGCCAUGGUAAACUGUUGUUAACUAUGGCAGUUUGCUUAUUUUACCUUUUAGAUCUGAAAAUAAAUGUGAAUGUUUACCGUCUAGUCAAUUUCAGGAAUAAAUGUAAAAGAUUGUGAAUAUUUGUUUAAUGUA
Pygocentrus nattereri (red-bellied piranha) is the source of this 2820-nucleotide messenger RNA. It is a transcript of the gene pparaa, whose product is annotated as peroxisome proliferator-activated receptor alpha a. NCBI's taxonomy places the organism in Eukaryota, Metazoa, Chordata, Actinopteri, Characiformes, Serrasalmidae. The record is from RefSeq and is a predicted model, not a curated record. Gene Ontology annotation, cellular component: nucleus. Gene Ontology annotation, biological process: negative regulation of transcription by RNA polymerase II; hormone-mediated signaling pathway; negative regulation of inflammatory response. Gene Ontology annotation, molecular function: nuclear receptor activity; RNA polymerase II cis-regulatory region sequence-specific DNA binding; zinc ion binding. Bases 1 to 1410 code for a protein of 469 amino acids. The transcript is spliced from 6 exons.